This is a messenger RNA of Parasteatoda tepidariorum (common house spider), 1503 nucleotides long. Its product is annotated as methionyl-tRNA formyltransferase, mitochondrial. Gene Ontology annotation, biological process: conversion of methionyl-tRNA to N-formyl-methionyl-tRNA; biosynthetic process. Gene Ontology annotation, cellular component: mitochondrion. The record is from RefSeq and is a predicted model, not a curated record. Lineage: Eukaryota; Metazoa; Arthropoda; Arachnida; Araneae; Theridiidae. Gene Ontology annotation, molecular function: methionyl-tRNA formyltransferase activity.
CUACAUACCUGUUGCUUAAUCAGGAGAUUUUAUUCCAAGCUGAAAAUAUUUAAAAUGACCAAUUCUGAGUCAGAGAAAAUGAGUUCUUGUCGUUUCAAAACAAACAUAUAUUUUUAUUUUUAGCUGAUUCGAAACACACAAAAGGGAAAUCGCAACAUCUAUAGGAAACAGGGACACAGCACGGUUUGAACAUUCUCCUGAAGUUACAGACAGCAAAUAUUUAAUCAACUGAUGUGAUUAUGUUAAAAAAUACAGGAUUUUCUUCAUGUUGAUACUAUGUUUCAGAAAUUGAAUAUAAACGCUUGCUUUCAGUCAUUAUUAAAAAUUGCAGAGAACUUUGUAGUUAAAAGUCAUAUGUAAUAACGUCUGAAGUAAAAGAAUAGUGCGAUAGAUUAAAAAGGUGACAUGAGAGUCUUUACACCAUUGAAAUUUUUUCGGAAAAACGUUUUGGCAAAUUUAUCAAACUUUCAAACAAGUAUAAGAUUCUUCAGUGCUGAUAUAAAGUGUUGGAGGGUACUUUUUUAUGGUACUGAAUAUAUUGAAUGCUUAGAAGCACUGAAUACUAACAGAUUGUCCUCAUCAUCGGAGAGGAUUGUUGAAAGUUUGUCUGUUGUUUGCAAGAAUAUGGACUGCAAAGUUCAAAGAUAUGCAACAGAAAAUAGCUUGACCAUACACACAUGGCCUUGCAGCAUUCCUCCAAAUACAUAUGAUGUGGGAGUUGUGGACGGAUUUGGACACUUAAUCCCAUCCUCAUCCAUUCAAGCUUGCAAAUAUGGAAUGAUCAAUUUGCAUCCAAGCUUGCUACCUCGGUGGAGGGGAGCCGCCCCUAUUCACCAUACCAUUUUAAAUGGAGAUGGUGAAACUGGUGUAACUAUUAUGCAGAUUGCUCCAAAAAAAUUUGAUGUUGGAAAUAUUUUGUUGCAAGAAACUUAUAAAAUACCUGAUCCAGAUAGAACAACAGUAGAAGAAUUGACGAAAGUAUUGAAGAAAAAAGGAGCUGAAAUGAUAAUGCGAACUUUGAAGGAUUUAAUCAAUUCCAUUAACUCAAGCUAUCCUCAGCCUGAAGAAGGUGUGACAUAUGCUCCAAAACUUGAAGCUUAUCAAGGUUGUGUUAACUGGAAUGAGGAUACAGUGGAAUUAAUACAGCGAAAACUAAACACAUUUAAGGACAUUUUUCCAGUCUUUAGCUAUUGGAAAGAUAAAAAAGUGGUAUUCGUCGAGUGCUUGGAUAAAAACGAAGUUGUAGCAGCUAAAAUACCUUCAUUGUUAACGGUGGACGUAUCUCCGGGAUUCAUCUACUUCCACGAAGAACUAAAACUCAUUUUUGUGAAAUGCAAGUUUCCAGUUUAUACUUAUUGGAAAGAUAAAAAAGUGGUAUUCGUCAAUUGCUUGGAUAAAAACGAAAUUGAAACAGCUGAAAUUCCUUCAUUGUUAACGAUGGACGUAUCUCCGGGAUACAUAUAUUUUCACGAGGAAUUAAAACUCAUUUUCGUGAAAUGCAAG